This is a messenger RNA of Seminavis robusta, 513 nucleotides long. The record is from the annotation of a GenBank genome assembly. Lineage: Eukaryota; Bacillariophyta; Bacillariophyceae; Naviculales; Naviculaceae.
AUGACGUACCUGACAAGAUUGUUCUGCAACAUCUCAUUUGGCCAAAUCAUCUCUUUUGACAUUCUAUGGCUCCAGAUUCCAUCAUCCCUCCUUUCCCGUACAAACUCCAUUGGAGGCAUUGCUCUAUUGGAUAAUCAGCUGACAGGUCCAUUGCCAACAGAGUUGGGUUUGCUGACUGAUUUGCAGGCCAUGUGGUUUGGAAGCAACAUCUUCACAGGGACCAUUCCCAUAGAGCUGGGGCAAUUGAGUCUUUUGGUGGAUAUAGGUCUUGACGAACUCAUGUUUAGUGGCACAAUCCCAACCGAGCUUGCAGUUCUUACAGGCAUGUCAACAGUUACUCUGCAAACUCUGCAGCUGGAUUACUCGGGUCUUACAGGGACAAUCCCGAGAUGGCUCAAUUGGCAAUAUGACAUCCCUAGACACAUUGACUAUGGAGGGGAUCUCCUUAACUGGGACUGUAUACGUAUACAUUUGUGCCUGUCCUCUCAAGUUUCUCCAUCUUCUUACAGUUGA